Messenger RNA from Puccinia triticina, 2535 nucleotides. RefSeq lists its product as uncharacterized. The transcript is spliced from 8 exons. The record is from RefSeq and is a predicted model, not a curated record. Lineage: Eukaryota; Fungi; Basidiomycota; Pucciniomycetes; Pucciniales; Pucciniaceae. Bases 1 to 2535 code for a protein of 844 amino acids. Gene Ontology annotation, molecular function: protein binding; nucleosome binding. Gene Ontology annotation, biological process: DNA-templated transcription; chromatin remodeling; regulation of DNA-templated transcription. Gene Ontology annotation, cellular component: HIR complex; nucleus.
AUGCGGCUCAUCAAACCCAACUGGGUCAUCCAUCCAGACGAUAAGGGGAAUCCACAGACGAUCUAUUCGGCCCAUGUUCAUCCAGAUGGGACCAGAUUGGCAACCGGCAGUAUUCAGAACGUCGUCAAAAUAUGGUCAACCGCCCCCAUACUCGACCCGGCCUUAGAGGAGGCCGAUGAAGAGAAAGCACCUCGCCUACUGUGCUCGAUGGAGGGUCACGAUGGUGCCGUACUGUGUGUCAGAUGGGCUUUUAGUGGUGCGUUUCUCGCCACUGGUAGUGAUGAUUCGAUUAUCAUGGUGUGGCUUCGAUGCCCCGGACAGUCCAAGUCAUUCGGAUCAAAGAACGCAAAUGUUGAAGAUUGGAAGUGUUUCAAGCGUUUAGCCGGUCAUACAUCUGACGUUCAGGGUCUAGCCUGGUCUGAAGAUGACCAAUAUCUUGCAUCGGUCGGACUAGAUAACCUGGUACUCAUCUGGGAUUGUCUCGACUCGUCAUUUCUUCUACUGAAAAGGCUCGAACUUCAUCAGGGACACGUCAAUGGCGUUGUCUGGGACCCCGUUGGUCAAUAUCUUGCUACCCAAUCCGAUGAUCGAACGGUCAAGAUUUGGAGGACAACGGAUUGGAAGCUGGAAGCUGAUAUCAAGGAGCCAUUCGUCAAUUCUCCCCAUUCGUUCUUCAGACGGCUCAGCUGGUCACCAGAUGGUAAUCAUCUCGUCACCCCGAACGCGAUGAAUGGGCCUGUAUUUGUCAGUGCAGUGAUCGACAGACGCGCAUGGACUAGCAAUAUCUCUUUGGUCGGACACGAGAACGUAGUCGAAGUGGCUGCCUACAACCCCCUAUUAUUCUUGCGAGAUCCGUCUAAAUCCGUCGAAGGACCCAACAUAUCUACCGUCUUUGCCCUCGGAGCCCGCAAUUCCGUCUCGAUUUGGCAUAACUGUAGUAGCUGUCCGAUCGUAGUUCUACACGACGUCUUUGAUCGUGACAUCCUCGAUCUCAGUUGGGCAGCUGAUGGGAUCACCUUGUAUGCUUGCUCAUCUGAGGGACGAGUAGCAGCAUUUGUAAUCAACGAAUUAACCACGCUUUCCACGGCUGCCCCUCCAGGAGCAAAGGCAAAAUUCCUGGAGACGUAUCCAUUCACGAAACCUGAUCGAAGUACCCAGAAAUCUCGCUCUUCAUCUACACCGUUUGCCCCAAGAUAUGCAUCGCCCAUGCCGCCCAUUGGGCCAUACAGGCAUAAUCGUCCAUCACCCGCUCCUUCUGCCUUGAUCCCAAAUCCCAGGCCAUUUGAUUCCCUCAUCACCCAGCAAGAAAUGACCAUCAUGCCCAACGGAAAGCGGCGAAUCAAGCCGGCAUUCUUGGGUACUAAUGAAUCUGUCAUGUUUCUCAACGCCAUGCCCAAUGGCCAUGCCUCAACCUCACAGCACCAACAGGACUCGUAUCAAAAUUCUCAUGCUCAACUGGCUCAGCCUUCAACCUCAAGCAGCGCAACUUUGAUUCCCACGCGUCACGCAGUUCCAAAGUAUCUGAACGAUGAAAUGUUCCCGUCCAUCUCAGUGUCACGCGAACCACCUGAUAUCGUGCAUUGGAAUGAUGUUGGCAACUGGGGAGAACCGAUAGCCUUACCUGUCAAGAUAGUCAAGAGGAUCCGUUACAAUACUGUGGAAUUUCAAAUCGAUUGUGGAAACACACAAGGAGACAUGGACGUCGAAUACUCAGAAGCGAUCCUAUCGUCAAAUAACAGCGACCAGAAGAAACAGCUCUGGAAGGAAAUAUUUUCGGGCAAAUCAAUCACUGCAGCUUCUCUAAGCAAAUCACACGUUGCUAUUGGCUUCAGUGAUAAAUCGCUAUCAGUUUAUAGUUUUGUCGGUCGCAGAGUCAUGCCUGUGAUUCGAAUGGAUUCUCCCUGCUUCAAGCUACAAUUCAGAGAUAACCUGCUGAUGUCUAUCUCACUAAAAGGCACAGUGAUGGUUUGGGAUCUUGUCAACUUCGAAACCAGUGCCGGGCCCAGUAAAUUAAAAUAUCUGUGUGAUUCGCGAGAAUCGAUCUCAUUCACAGCUCUGACGCAUCACGGGGCGCCGAUCGUGAAGGUAAGAACAGAGAGUCUGUUCACAUUCGAUGGAGACCUGAAGAGUUGGACGGUCCUCUCGGGCCACACGAUGGACGAGAUGGCGGAUAAGGAUCGGCUAGAUCACCGAGAACUCGAGUUCCCGGUCGGGUCUCCAUUCUUAGUUGACUCAGCCUUGGUCCUGGCGGCCAAUAAACCGGACAUUUUGGGCUGUUUCGUCGAUCAUGUGAAGUUCUUGAGAGACCAUAAUCGGUUCCAGGUCGUGGAUGAACUCUGUCACGAGUUGUGGACAGGUUCUGGUUGGAUAAGUAAUAGGAAUAGCAAUCACCUCUUACCGACCCCCACUUUAAACCUCUCAAGAACGGAACGAAUCAAACUGCUAUACCGAGUCAUCGAAAUCCUUGAUGAGAACCUAGAAUUCCGGCCGAUGUGUCAAGAAUACUCGACAUUACUUAAACAUGAUAGUACAUAG